AUGCUCGACGAGUACAUCGAGACACUGCGGCAGUGCAAGUACCUGCCCGAGAAUGACCUCAAGAAACUGUGCCAGAUUGUGAAGGAGCAGCUGCUUGAAGAGUCGAACGUGCAGCCUGUGCAUGCGCCUGUGACGAUCUGCGGCGACAUCCACGGGCAGUUCUACGACCUGCUGGAGCUGUUUGAGACGGGCGGGCCGAUUCCGGAGACGUCGUACAUCUUUAUGGGUGACUACGUCGACCGCGGGUACUACUCGCUUGAGUCGUUCUCGCUUCUUCUUGCGUACAAGGCGCGGUACCCGAACAAGAUCACGCUGCUCCGCGGAAACCACGAGUCGCGGCAGAUCACGCAGGUCUACGGGUUCUACGAUGAGUGCGUGUCCAAGUACGGGUCGUCGAACGCGUGGCGGUUCUGCACGGAGAUCUUCGACUACCUCACGCUUGCCGCCGUGGUGGACGGCAAGAUCCUGUGUGUGCAUGGCGGGCUCUCGCCGGACGUGCGGACGCUCGACCAGAUCCGCACCAUCCACCGGAUGCAGGAGAUCCCGCACGAGGGCGCGUUCUGCGACCUGCUGUGGUCAGACCCGGAGCACAUCGAGACGUGGGCCAUCUCGCCGCGUGGCGCAGGCUGGCUCUUUGGCUCCAAGGUCACCCGUGAGUUCAACCAGAUCAACGGGCUCAACCUCAUUGCGCGGGCGCACCAGCUUGUGCAGGAGGGCUACAAGUUUAUGUUUGAGGAGAACUCACUGGUCACCGUCUGGUCGGCACCCAACUACUGCUACCGCUGCGGCAACGUGGCGUCGAUCAUGCAGGUCGACGACUCGCUCAACACCACGUUCAAGGUCUUUAACGCCGUUCCGGACUCGCAGCGCGUUGUCCCCACACGGACCGCCACGCCGUACUUUAUGUGA
Thecamonas trahens ATCC 50062 is the source of this 909-nucleotide messenger RNA. RefSeq names its product serine/threonine-protein phosphatase 6 catalytic subunit. The transcript has 2 exons. Gene Ontology annotation, molecular function: protein serine/threonine phosphatase activity. Lineage: Eukaryota; Apusomonadida; Apusomonadidae. The record is from RefSeq and is a predicted model, not a curated record. Gene Ontology annotation, biological process: peptidyl-serine dephosphorylation; G1/S transition of mitotic cell cycle. Gene Ontology annotation, cellular component: cytoplasm. Bases 1 to 909 code for a protein of 302 amino acids.